CAGAACCUGGUUUUCAUAUUUUCUUCCAGGACUUGCCUUGGAGUUUCUUGAUGUGGUUGCUGCAGCUAACUUGAUUGUUGACAUUUGAACUGCCUUGCUGGUUGCCUUGUUCUGUUUUCUUUAGCUUUGGAGGCAGAGCCCAAAAACAAGAACAUAUAGACUUUGCUGCAUUAUUCACAAGGGUUUUUGUAGAUUCUGCUUCUGAUGGGAGGCAAAAGCUCGAAAGAUUCGAGCCCGAGGCUGUUUUCGCAUGGUGGAUCAACUGCUUCUUCUUCUUCAUGGGAUCAGUAUGGGUAUCCACAGCCAUCACGCCCUCCACAAAACCCCUACUGCACCCCUCAGCAUCACUAUGAACCUUCACCAUCUUUUAACCAUGUGUCUCAGCCAGUUACAGUGCCCAACCCACGAAGGAGGUUGGAUAGAAAAUACUCAAACAUAGCUGAUAAUUACCGUUCCUUGGAUGAGGUUACUUCUGCUCUUGCACAAGCUGGCCUUGAGUCUUCUAAUUUGAUUGUUGGUAUUGAUUUCACGAAAAGCAAUGAGUGGACAGGUUCGAGGUCAUUUAACCGGAAAAGCUUGCAUCACAUUGGAAAUGUUCAAAACCCCUAUGAACAAGCAAUAUCAAUUAUUGGGAAAACAUUAUCUGUUUUCGAUGAAGAUAAUCUAAUUCCGUGCUUUGGGUUUGGAGAUGCAUCUACACAUGAUCAAGAUGUCUUUAGCUUCUAUCAGGACGAACACUACUGUAACGGAUUUGAGGAAGUAUUGGCACGAUAUCGAGAAAUUGUUCCCCAUCUUCGACUUGCAGGGCCUACAUCUUUUGCACCGAUUAUUGAGAUGGCCAUGACUAUUGUUGAGCAAAGCGGAGGCCAGUACCAUGUUUUGCUGAUCAUUGCUGAUGGCCAGGUGACAAGAAGUGUUGACACAAAACAUGGUCAGCUCAGCUCACAAGAACAAAAGACAAUCGAUGCAAUUGUAAAAGCAAGUGAGUACCCCUUGUCUAUAAUCCUAGUGGGGAUUGGAGAUGGCCCUUGGGACAUGAUGAGGGAAUUCGACGAUAACAUCCCUGCUCGAGCAUUCGAUAAUUUUCAGUUUGUGAAUUUUACGGAAAUCAUGUCAAAGAAGGUGGAUCUAUCCAGAAAGCAGACAGAAUUUGCUCUUUCAGCCCUGAUGGAAAUACCUUCUCAAUAUAAAGCAACUCUAGAGCUUGGCAUAUUGGGAACACGCAAUGGAAAUUAUCCAAACAUGGUUCCCCUUCCCCCACCCCAUUAUGCUGCAGUAUCUUCAGGCAGCAGCAACACAAAACUUUACAGCAAUUCAAACAGUUUUCAGCAGAGGACAGCUCCUUAUGCUGGAUAUGAUAAUGCAGGAGCCAGCACACCUUCUUCUUAUACAGGAUAUGAUAGUCAGGUUUGCCCCAUUUGUCUUACGAAUCCGAAAGACAUGGCGUUUGGUUGUGGACAUCAGACUUGUUGUGACUGUGGAGAAUACCUCGAAUUGUGCCCCAUUUGCCGGAGUUCGAUCCAAACUAGAAUAAGACUCUACUAGCUAGAGUCAGGUUUGAUGCACAUCUUUGAGAUUUGGUACCGCUCUCAGUAGUCACAAUGUGUCUUGUUCAGUGAAAACUGGAGCAAAUGCUCAUGUUUGAUGAUGUACUCGGGGCACAAAGAAAGGAGACUGUCUUGGUUGAUGUGAUUCUUGGCCCAUGGCAAGAUGGGAUUGUGGCUAGGAGGACCUGUUAGGGUUCAAAUUAGAAGCUGGUUUUCAUGCUUGGCCUUGUGUAUAAGGACAAUUCAGGUUUAGAUUAAGUUUCAUGGUCAAAGUUGGCACUGGUUGAAGACACAAUUCAGGGUCAUCAUCCUUACUUUUGUUUCCUCUCUGAUAGAUUGGUUUCGUCUUUCUACUAUCAUAUUCUGAAAACAGAUUAGAACUUGGCAAGAAAACAAAAAGUGAGUGUAUGACACUAAUUUUGAGAUCCGAAAAAGAACGUGUGUUAGAAUA
Prunus dulcis (almond) is the source of this 1998-nucleotide messenger RNA. Its product is annotated as E3 ubiquitin-protein ligase RGLG5. Bases 205 to 1545 code for a protein of 446 amino acids. The transcript has 13 exons. The record is from RefSeq and is a predicted model, not a curated record. NCBI's taxonomy places the organism in Eukaryota, Viridiplantae, Streptophyta, Magnoliopsida, Rosales, Rosaceae.